AUGAUAAUAAGAGUAUUGUGUGUUUUGUGUGUGUUGGGGACGGCGGUCACCAUCGAGCUUACAGAUGAACAGUACUACUCUAUGCCACGGCUUUUCGAGUUGGACGACUAUGAAGAAUGCAUAGGCCUUCGAGGUGCUUUCUGCAUGGGGUCUUUUCUACUGCGCUCGUCACAAAGGAACCAGCUCUUGCAUAUGAUACAAGAAUUUUCAGAAACCAGAUACAAAUUCAACCACACAAUCAUCCACCGCGGCUACUGCGUGACCAGGACCUGCGCGGAUAUAUCUUCUGGAACUCCAUCUGAAGUCUUUGAAAAUUGCGUGCAAAAUAGAACCGAAACUAACUAUGGAUUAGAAGCGAAGCUCCUGCAGCUAGAGUACUGCACCACUGAGCCCAGCCCUCCGAUGACGAUAGAUACAUAUGAUAUCGUGUUCGUUUGCGUGACAGCGGUCAUACUCCUCGCCAAUAUUCUUGGAACUGCCUAUGACCUGUUAAGGAACAAGGAUAAUAAACCGAAUCGCUACCUCAUGACAUGGUCCUUACGCGUGAACUGGGGAAGAUUGGUGGCCAUCCACGACAAGGAAGACUCUCACUUAACCGCCCUCAAUCCCGUACAUGGUCUUAAAGCAAUCCUACUGAUGCUGGUAGUAAUGGUGCACUCCAUCAUCGCGUACCACAUGACGUACAUGCACAAUCCCAGGUUCCUAGAAGAAAGCAUAGAGAAACCGCACAUGAUGUUGCUGAACAACGGCACGACGGUGGUCCAGACCUUCAUCAUGCUGUCCAGCUUCCUGCUCGCUUACAACGUGCUGCUCUCCCUCGACAAGGACCCCAAUAAGAAGAUCAACUUCCGCUUCUGGUGGAAAAUGGUCCUGCAUAGAGUUAUUAGGAUCCUCCCUCUGAACGCGUACGUGGUGGGUCUGACGGCGACGUGGUGGCGCGCGAUAGGCGCGGGCCCGCUGAUUCUCCCCCUGAACGCGUACGUGGUGGGUCUGACGGCGACGUGGUGGCGCGCGAUAGGCGCGGGCCCGCUGUGGCGCGUGCUUGUCGCGCCCGAGAGCGCGCGCUGCCGCCGCAAGUGGUGGACCCACGUGCUCUUCCUCAACAACCUCCUCGCUGACUAUGACCGCUGCCAGAUUCAGAGCUGGUUCCUAGCGACCGACAUGCAGCUGUACUUGGUGGCGUCCGUGCUGCUGGUGGCGCUCGCGCGACACACGCGCCUCGCACUGCGCCUGCUCUCCGGGCUCUUCGUGCUCUCCGUCGUCAUGAACUUCUUUAUAUCAUACUUCUUCAAUUUAAAUACUAUCCUAUACAUCAGUGAACCAGAAGCAAUUAGACAGCAGUUCUUUGGGGAGCCUUCCUUCCAGUGGCUAUACGCGAGCCCGUGGUUCAGCUUGCCCGCCUCCAUCCUCGGGCUCUUCCUCGCCUUCGCCUAUCAUUUGAUGAAGACUAACUGCUAUAAUCUACAUGAAAAUAAGGUGUUCCGCGCGGCGUACGCGGUGUCUAUCCCCGCCGCGUUCGCGUGGAUUCUCGGCGGCUGUGCGGCGCGCGACUGGGCCGCGCCGGCGCCGCGCGCGCUGUACUCCGCGCUCGAGCGCCCCGUCUUCGACCUCAUCGUGUUCGUCGCCUUGCUCGGCUUCUUCUACGACAUCAAAAACGUGUUCCGCAGCCUGGUGUCGUGGAGUGCAUGGCGCGUGCUCAGCCGUAUGUCACUGGCCGUGCUACUGGUGCACUGGGCCUACAACCUGAUGCUGUUGGGCUUGCGCACCGCGCCAGUCAGCAUCGGCAUCUACACCAUCGGCGAGCACUGGCUGGGCGUCCUCUUCAUGACAUACCUGACGGCCCUGCCGCUGCACCUGCUGGUGGAGGCGCCCAUGCAGAAGUUCUUGGAAGCUGUUUUUAAC
Molecule: messenger RNA, 1902 nt
Organism: Brenthis ino (lesser marbled fritillary)
Lineage: Eukaryota; Metazoa; Arthropoda; Insecta; Lepidoptera; Nymphalidae
Source: the annotation of a GenBank genome assembly